Messenger RNA from Poecilia latipinna (sailfin molly), 1361 nucleotides. It is a transcript of the gene tmem179ba, whose product is annotated as transmembrane protein 179Ba. The record is from RefSeq and is a predicted model, not a curated record. The transcript has 5 exons. Bases 95 to 787 code for a protein of 230 amino acids. NCBI's taxonomy places the organism in Eukaryota, Metazoa, Chordata, Actinopteri, Cyprinodontiformes, Poeciliidae.
AAGCUUUUAUUUUUGAAACUCCUUCUCGGAAGUGGCCCCUGCUCAUCGCGGCUGCCUUGACGUUGGUCCCUGUCCAGAACGGGCCGCGGGGUGGAUGAUGGCGGUGUCGGUGCUGCUGGUGCUGGAGCUGAGCCUGUAUGCCUGCUGCUUCGUCUGUGGGAUCGUCGCCGCCGCCUCCCUCACCAUCGUCCAGGGGAACUUCGGUGGUCUGUGCAUGCUGUAUGGACGCGUCAGCUACAAUGCCACAGGAAACGUCAUCGGAGUCCAGGCUUCCACCUCGGCCUCUUUGUGCUACUUUGUGUCGGCCAUUUCCAUCAUGGUGGCGGUGGUGUGUUUCUCCCUGUCUGUGUACUGGGUGUACGCUUUCUGCAUGGAGGGAGAACUGAGAAGGGAGCGCGUGUGGCUGAACGUGAUGGUGGUUGUGAGCGGCAUCUUUCUGUUCUUCCUGCUCAUCACCGGCUGCAUGCUGAAGAUCGGCCGCGACUCGCUCUGCGACUCCAUCCUCAAAACCGUUAGCGGGGUCAAAAGUUGUGACGAAGUUCAGAAGAAAAAUUGGGUCAGUCCAAUUCAAGGAUCGAUGAUCUACACCAACCUUCACAAAGCAGAGACAGCGGUCUGGGUCAACUUCUUCUUCUGGCUCAUCAUCGGGACGCUGGUGAUCGUCCAGAAGCGCCAGAGUUCGGGGGCGAAGCUCGUUCCCACGCCGGCCGGAUCCCUCUUCGGCGAGCCGGGGGCGAGCGCCGCAGAGACGGAGCCGUUCUUCAACCGGCCCCCGCGGCCGCAGUAGUACCCAAUGACCGCUGGAAAAACUGGAGAUGUUUCUUAUUUUAUACCACAUUCACUUCAGGUUUUUUUCUGUAAUCAGCAGCAUACUUUAGUGAAAGUAAUCAAAGUUUGUGCUUUUGGUGUCGUAAUCCAAAGAUUUAAGAAUGUAACUAAAGCCAAUUUUUUUUUUUUUUUGUGUAUUUUUUAAGUUGUUGAAUCAAAAACUUUGUUUUUCAGCCAAAAAUUGUGAAACCUUUAUUGCUGCAACUUAUUUUUCAUUAUCUUUACCUUCAAUUUUGUAAAAAAAAAAACAAAAAACAAACAAACUUUCAACCAAGUUCUGUUUCAGUAACACUGAGAUAACUUAAGACAUUUAUCUGAUGCAGACCUAGUGUCCUUGUAAGUCAGAAGUGAUUUUUAUUUACCUAAAUCAAGUAUUAAAUAUCAAUAUAACCUCUGGAGCGUCAAAUGUAAAUGUUUGCAUUGAUACUACUUGAUGUUAUUGUGUUCAAUCUGUAAAAGAAGCCCUUAUUUGAGAAGAAAUGUUGCUAAAUGUCUCCCCCUGCUGGCCAAUACUAAAUUCAUUUGUACUGGAA